AUGGUAUUACAAACACUUAGAUAUGAUAACUGUAUUUCACAUUUCUUACGUACCAUUGGCUGCGGGAAUACCAUUGACAAUGUUCAAAUACUUCUACUUUCCAUCAUGACAGAACUCACUCAUGACCUUCACGAACUCGCUCUUGUUGCUUCUACUGAAACUAAACCCUCAACCUCUUUAACAAAUCCUUCUUCUACGGCUCAGCUCUUAUUUAAAGAUAUUCAUAAUAUCAUUACAAACAUCUCUACUAUUCCAGCGGAUCGUGCACACAACACUACACUACACCAUACACUUGAUGUUUGUAUGUAUGGUAGUGUUGUGUAUGGUACUUCAUUAAAUGGGGCGGCUGUUGAUAUUACUAUUCUUCAACGUGUGGAUCCUUCCAUACGGUAUUAUUUACGAUCCUGCAGGAAUAACUCUCAACAUAUUUCACAAUUAAUGCGUGUAGAGUUAGAAGGCACAGAUGUGAGUAUUCUUCUUCACUAUCCAUCCUGUUAUUCCAUCGCUUUACCACUGUUGAGUUCACGGGAAUUAUUACGUACACUUGAAAAGGGUUUAACACAACAAUUACAGCAGUUUCACUUAAGAGAAGAAGAAAAUAAUGAUAAUGAUGAUGAUAGAAAGAGGAAAGGGAAUACACUCUUCUUACACUCUGAUGUAAUGCAUAUGGAUGUGAAUAUAACGGUGAAUCAAAAAGGAGCUAUAGAAGCCGCAGAGAUGUUAAAGAAAUUUCUCAAACAAAAUGAGUUUGUACGUCCUGUUAUUAUUUUCAUGAAAGUUGUUUUAAAAUUAUUUGAUGUUCAUCCAUUGCAAAUCACACCGUACGUGGUGACGUUGAUGGUUGUUGCCUUCGCCAAGUAUUCUUCUCACACGUAUCCACUUUUAAGUGCGGCUCACUAUCCACAUAGACGUGGACUUGUGGAACCCGGUUAUUUACUCUUUUCAUUUCUUAGUUUUUUUAGUCCACAACCACGAGGACAUUUCGAUCCACAACUUAUGCGUCUCGUACCUUCACAUCCGCACGGUAUUUUAUUGAAAGAAAAUAAAUAUAAUGAUGACUCAACUGCUGUAUUCACAGAAAAUACACACAACCACUCUUCUCACAUCCUUGGCAACCACAACUACAACCAUAAUAAUAAUAAUAAUAAUAAUAAUAAUAAUAGUAAUAGUAGUUGUAGUAAUAGUAGUAACAAUAACAGGAGCAGUAUUUGGCAAAUUAUGCAUCCUAGUCAAUCUGGAGGAAAUGCGGCGGAGGGAUGUGUGUUAAUUCAUGAAUGUCGUUAUUUGUUUGAGCGUAUUCUUAUUUGUUUACUUCAUUAUUACGGAGGAGAUGUACUCUCUUUACCGUAUAUACGUGAUUCUCAAGCGGGAACACACGAUAAACAAGAGGAGGUGGACGCUGUCAUGCUAAAGAGUAAAUGUCUUCCUACUCACAAUGAACUCAUAUCAGCGUUACUACAGAGACGCUAA
Molecule: messenger RNA, 1470 nt
Organism: Trypanosoma theileri
Lineage: Eukaryota; Euglenozoa; Kinetoplastea; Trypanosomatida; Trypanosomatidae
Exons: 1
Coding region: 1-1470 (489 amino acids)
Biological process (GO): RNA 3'-end processing
Cellular component (GO): nucleolus; TRAMP complex
Molecular function (GO): mRNA binding; poly(A) RNA polymerase activity
Source: RefSeq, a predicted model, not a curated record